AUGGCCUUGAAUCAAGCCUCUGCGAAUUCGCUGGCAGCAGCUCCUGCUGGUCAGGAUUCUGCCCCUGAUGGCACAGGUCAGACACCCAAGCGUCGAACUCAGAGCAUUACUGACAAGAACACAGGCGUGAUCCAGCUGGACCCCUGGCUUGACCCCUUCCGAGACUCCCUAAAAUCACGAUUUGCAAAGGCCCAGAAAUGGAUCAAGACAAUUGAAGAAACAGAGGGUGGACUGGAGAAGUUCAGCCGAGGGUAUGAGACAUUCGGGUUUACCUUUGGCUCUGACGGCUCCAUAACUUACCGUGAAUGGGCUCCCAAUGCAGAACAGGCAUUUCUCAUUGGAGACUUCAAUAACUGGAAUCGAGAUGCUACCCCUCUGAAGAAGAACCACUUUGGCGUCUGGGAAAUUACUCUCCCUGCAAGAGAUGGUGUUGCUCCCAUCUCUCACAACAGCAAGAUCAAAGUUUCCUUUAUCAUUCCAGGAGGUGAACGGAUAGAGAGACUACCAGCGUGGAUCACAAGAGUUACCCAGGACCUGAAUGUGUCUCCUGUCUACGACGCCGUCCUAUGGAACCCCCCUCACCAUGAACGCUAUCAGUUCAAGAACCCUCGCCCUCCAUAUCCCAAAAGUGCUCGUAUCUAUGAAGCACAUGUUGGUAUUUCUUCCCCAGAGCUCAAGGUGGCAACCUACAAAGAGUUCACCAAAAACAUGCUUCCGAGAAUCCAAUACCUCGGAUACAAUGUCAUUCAGCUGAUGGCCAUAAUGGAACAUGCCUACUACGCGAGCUUUGGCUAUCAGGUCAAUUCCUUCUUUGCAGCCAGUUCUCGCUAUGGCACGCCAGACGACUUGAAAGAGUUGAUCGACGCGGCACAUGGCAUGGGUAUCACCGUGCUACUCGACGUUGUUCAUUCACAUGCUAGCAAAAACACUCUGGAUGGUCUGAAUAUGUUUGAUGGAAGUGACCAUCUCUACUUCCAUGAGGGAGCUAAAGGUCGACACGAGUUGUGGGAUUCACGACUUUUCAACUAUGGCCACCAUGAAGUACUGCGCUUUCUGCUAUCCAAUCUUCGCUUCUGGAUGGAAGAAUACCAGUUUGACGGCUUUCGAUUUGACGGUGUCACCUCGAUGCUAUAUACACAUCACGGAAUUGGCACGGGCUUUUCAGGAGGCUACCACGAGUACUUUGGACCCUCGGUUGAUGAGGAUGGCAUCGUCUACCUCAUGCUCGCAAAUGAGAUGCUACACAAUCUCUAUCCCAACGCCAUCACAAUUGCAGAAGAUGUAUCAGGCAUGCCCGCACUCUGUCUCAAACUCUCACUGGGUGGUGUGGGUUUCGACUAUCGUCUGGCCAUGGCCGUGCCGGACAUGUACAUCAAGAUGCUGAAAGAGAAGUCAGAUGACGAGUGGGACAUUGGAAAUAUUGCAUUUACUCUCACAAACCGAAGACAUGGAGAGAAGACCAUUGCAUACGCCGAAUCCCACGACCAGGCCCUUGUGGGUGACAAGUCGCUAAUGAUGUGGCUCGCUGACGCCGAGAUGUACACUCACAUGUCAACACUUACCGAAUUCACUCCUACCAUUGAGCGCGCCCUCUCCCUGCACAAACUGAUUCGUCUCGUCACUCACAGCCUCGGCGGUGAAGGCUACCUGAAUUUUGAAGGUAAUGAAUUUGGUCACCCAGAAUGGCUCGAUUUCCCUCGCGCUGGCAAUGACAACUCCUUUUGGUAUGCGAGAAGACAAUUCAAUCUGACGGAAGACGGCCUCCUACGAUACAAGUUCCUCAACGAUUUUGACCGAGCCAUGAACUGGACCGAAGAGAAAUACGGCUGGUUGCACUCCCCACAAGCUUACAUCUCGUUGAAGAACGAGACGGACAAGGUGCUCGUCUUCGAGCGUGCAGGGCUCCUUUGGAUCUUCAACUUCCAUCCCACGAAGUCCUAUACCGACUAUCGAGUCGGUGUUGAGCAGGGUGGCGUCUACCGCAUUGUCCUCGACACCGACAGCCCCGAGUUCGGCGGGCUCAGCAGAAAUGCAAAGGACACCCGCUUCUUCACUAACGAUCUCCCUUGGAACGGUCGUAAGAAUUUCACGCAGGUUUAUAUCCCUACCAGGACCGCUUUGGUAAGUCUACACAUAAUCUUGUUGGUGUGCUAUUGA
Molecule: messenger RNA, 2157 nt
Organism: Exophiala aquamarina CBS 119918
Lineage: Eukaryota; Fungi; Ascomycota; Eurotiomycetes; Chaetothyriales; Herpotrichiellaceae
Product: 1,4-alpha-glucan-branching enzyme
Exons: 1
Coding region: 1-2157 (718 amino acids)
Biological process (GO): glycogen biosynthetic process
Cellular component (GO): cytoplasm
Molecular function (GO): hydrolase activity, hydrolyzing O-glycosyl compounds; cation binding; 1,4-alpha-glucan branching enzyme activity
Source: RefSeq, a predicted model, not a curated record